GGUAUUUGAAGAUGGGGAUGUGUACGCCACUCGCGUUGUGAAAUGACGAAUGUACCCUCUCCCUUCGACCCAGCCUCGGCACCGAUGAUGGCAUUCCUGUUAUUUUCUGUCUCUCUCAGGGACAGUUGCUCAUGCCGGCAUGGAGUCUAACAGGAUGCGCGAGAGGCCGUGUCGUCCUCAAAAGGCUACCACCGCCGCGUUCGAUCGCUCCCCCCGCCCCCCCCUUCGGCUGCUUCGUUGCCAAGACAGAGUGCAUUAGGAGGGCAAAAAGGAGGACGAGAGAGAGAGAGAGAGAUUGGAAUCAUUGCUCAGUCUGGUUCUUGUAGAUCGGUACACGAUGUCUCGCGAUCCCAAUCCGUUCGACGAAAUGGACGUGAACCCGUUCGCGACUUCAGCUGCUUCUGGAUCUAAUUCUCGCCUUCCUACACUGGCAUCAAAAGCCUUUGGAUUUGGUAACAAGAAUGACGCGACAGUGGACAUACCAUUGGACACAGAUGCAAAGAAAAGGGAGAAGGAACUCGCCACAUGGGAAGAGAACCUGAAAAGGAGGGAAAUGGACAUUAAACGAAGGGAGGAUGCAUUGACAAGAGCUGGUGUCACUAUUGAGGAAAAGAACUGGCCACCGUUUUUUCCUAUCAUUCAUCAUGAUAUAGCCAAGGAAAUUCCAGUGCAUGCUCAGAGGUUGCAAUACUUGGCAUUUGCUAGUUGGUUAGGAAUUCUCCUCUGUCUUUCAUGGAAUGUUAUUGCUGUGAUUGUUUGCUGGAUUAAAGGGGGAGGUGUGAAGAUCUUUUUCCUUGCAAUUAUCUAUGCUUUGCUUGGAUGUCCUCUUUCAUAUGUGCUUUGGUACAGACCUUUGUACCGUGCAAUGAGGACUGAUAGUGCACUUAAGUUUGGGUGGUUUUUCCUAUUCUACCUGAUCCAUGUUGGUUUUUGUAUCCUUGCUGCCAUUGCUCCUCCGAUUGUGUUCCAUGGGAAGUCAUUAACGGGAAUCCUUGCAGCAAUUGAUACCUUUUCAGAUCAUGCAUUGGUUGGGAUCUUCUACCUGGUUGGCUUUGGUUUGUUUUGCUUAGAGACACUAAUAAGCUUGUGGGUACUUCAGAGAGUUUAUAUGUACUUCAGAGGGCACGAGUGACGAUGCAAGGUUAGCCACUUUCCAGUGCGAAAGUUCCGGACAACCAAUAUGAUACAUGGACAGAGAAAUCUCUUCGACUCUUUUCCAUUACGGCGUAUUAUUAGGUGGUGUAUAAUAAUAUAUAUUGUGGAAUUUAUUGUUCUAGUUUUCACAGUUUCUUUCCUCUUGGGAGCCCAUCUUUCAUCCUACUUGAUAUUUUUCAGUAUUUUGUAUUAUUCAUGAUGUUAGUCUGUUAAAUAUGUUACAUCAUGUUGUUUCUGGGUCACCAACAUUUCGUAGUGCGUUUUUGUUGAAGUGAGAAACAGGUAUUGCCUUAUUGUUCCUA
This is a messenger RNA of Musa acuminata subsp. malaccensis (wild Malaysian banana), 1457 nucleotides long. NCBI's taxonomy places the organism in Eukaryota, Viridiplantae, Streptophyta, Magnoliopsida, Zingiberales, Musaceae. The record is from RefSeq and is a predicted model, not a curated record.